UAACGGGAUUUCUAUUUACUUCUGAUUUCUAAGAUGUGCAACAAAAUCUGCUUUAUUUUACUAAUAACUUUUUCAUACUUAACGGCUAUGGUGAUAGCACGACCGCAGCGUUCGGGCACUUCAUGUGGCCCAAAUGCACAAUUUACCACUUGCGGCAUUGCUUGCCCGGCUAAGUGCAGCGAUAAUCCCCUGUUGGGCAUAAUUUGCUCGGCACAGUGCGUCGUCGGCUGCCAGUGCAAUUUCGGAUAUCUGCUGAACGAUGCUGGCGCUUGUGUGACGAGAAGUCAAUGUUAACCGAAAUUUCGCUUUUUUAAUUAUGCGAAAUUUUUGUUAAAAAAAAGCUAUAUUCAUGAUUUAUAAUACUUUCUUAAAGAGAUUGCAUACGACUUCAUAUUUCAAAUAAAGUAAUGAAAAUCGAAUUAAGUUGCCGAAGUCAACUUAAAAUUGAAACGAGAUGAGCACCGAUCCCGAUUUUCAUAAGAAAGUUUUGUUCAGUUUACUUUUGGUUGAAGGGAUCCUUUAAUAAACAAAAUUGUCGAUUCAGGAGCAAUGUGAAUCAACAAGGCAUUGUUGAGAAGCCAUUAUAUCCUGCAAUCACAACUUCGUGUGAUCUGUGGACAGAAGGAAUCAUUAGUUCAUAUUUCUUAAAAAAGAAGGCCGGUCAAUGGGAAACACUUAGCUCUAUCAUGAUUAAUGAAUUACUUGUCUGAUGUUGCGUGUUGGAUGUUGUUGCGGAAGACUAUUUUUUCCAACAAGACCGCGUUUGUAAGGUGAUAUUCGAAAAAAAAAGGGAUUUCGAUAAUAAUCUGGACUUUUAAGCCACUCAAAGUGUAAUUGUUUUAGGGGAAAAUAGACUGUUCUUGAGAAGUCUCCAUUUUUAUUAAAAAUCAAAUUUUCGCUAGUCUUUCGGUCAUUACUUGUACUCAUCUAUAGUUAUAAUAAUUCUCUUUUUAUUUUUCAAUAUAAAAUAAUUUUACGCUCAAAUCUUUCUUAUACCAAAACAUCAUUUUCCGAGGACCUCUCAGAGAACGACAUAUGAAAAUUUCUGUAAAUGAAUUAUUGACUACCGCAGCGUUCAG
Messenger RNA from Bactrocera latifrons, 1079 nucleotides. RefSeq names its product chymotrypsin inhibitor-like. The transcript is spliced from 2 exons. The coding region runs from base 34 to 294 and encodes 86 amino acids. The record is from RefSeq and is a predicted model, not a curated record. NCBI's taxonomy places the organism in Eukaryota, Metazoa, Arthropoda, Insecta, Diptera, Tephritidae.